GUCCGAGAAGUACAAAGCAAAAUCCAAAAAAAGCAAAUCGUCAACCUCAUGGGGGGAUGAAGCUUUGGCGACUCCGCAUCGCGCAACCAACUACCCAACAGCCUCUCCAUUCUCUACUCAACACCACCAACUCCAUCCAAACAGCCUCAACUCCCAGCGGCGGGAAAACUAGCGCAAUCUUAACCUUGAUCAAUACCACCAACUUCUCCCCGAAUACCAGCGCAUACUGCAAGAUCCUAGCAGAAUGCGGCGCCUCCAAAUCCAUCCACCUAAGCAUGCAAAUCCACGCCCAUAUCAUCAAAUCCGGAUUUUCCCAAAACAUCCCACUCCGCAACCAUCUGAUCAGCCUUUAUUCGAAAUGCCGGGUCUUUGGAUACGCCCACCAGAUGUUCGACGAAAUUCCUCACCCAGAUCUCGUCGCUUGGUCUGCUCUUAUAUCUGGGUACGCCCAGAAUGGGCUUGGGGAGGAAGCAAUUUCGGCCUUCCGUCAGAUGCAUCUGUCGGCUGUCAAGUGUAAUGAGUUUGCUUUCCCAAGCGUGCUUAAAGCAUGCUCAAUUACAUUGGAUUUGAAGCUGGGGCAGCAGGUCCAUGGCAUUGUUGUUGUAACUGGGUUUGAAUCCGAUGUCUAUGUUGCAAAUACUUUGGUUGCAAUGUAUGCCAAAUGUGGGCAGUUAUUGGAUUCGCGGAAACUGUUCAAUGAAAUUCCCGAACGAAAUGUUGUCUCUUGGAACGCAUUGUUUUCUAGUUAUGUGCAGAAUGAACGUUGUGGAGAAGCUGUGGCGCUUUUCCAGGAAAUGGUUGUGAGUGGAAUUAAACCCGACGAGUUUAGUCUGUCGAGUGUCUUGAAUGCAUGCACAGGAUCAGAGGAUUUACACCAUGGAAGGAGAGUUCACGGAUACCUGAUACGGCUUGGGCAUGCUUUGGACCCAUUCGCGGCCAAUGCACUUGUUGACAUGUAUGGGAAAGUAGGAGAUCUUGAGGAUGCUAUGAUGGUUUUUGAGAAAAUCAAUCAACCCGAUAUCGUUUCGUGGAAUGCUGUUAUUGCUGGUUGUGUUCUUCAUGGACAUCAUGAUUGGGCACUGGAACUGAUGGGUAAGAUGAAAGGAUCAGGGGCGGUUCCAAACAUGUUCACUCUAUCUAGUGCUCUUAAAGCUUGUGCGGGAUUGGGGAUGAAAGAGUUGGGUAGGCAGAUAAACUCCAAUCUAGUCAAGAUGGGUUUUGAUUCUGACUUUGUUGUGGGUGUUGGGCUUGUUGACAUGUAUUCAAAGUGCGAACUUAUAGAGGAUGCAAGAAAGAUUUUUGAUUCCAUGCCUGAGAAGGAUAUGAUUUCAUGGAAUGCUAUGAUCUCUGGGUAUACUCAAAAUGGGGGUGACAAAGAAGCUAUUUGUCUCCUUUCUGAAAUGCGGAAAGAAGGAUUUAGUUUUAACCCCACCACUCUAUCUACUAUCCUUAAAUCCACUGCGAGCUUGCAGUCAGUUGAUGUUAGUAAGCAAAUCCAUGUGCUUGGUGUGAAAUCAGGCUUUCGGUCUGAUAUUUAUGUAAUAAACAGUCUCAUUGAUGCUUAUGGGAAAUGUAGCCUGAUAGAGGAUGCUAAGAGAAUUUUUGAGGAAUGCCCUUUUGGAGAUGUUGUGUCCUUUACGUCUAUGAUCACAGCUUAUUCCCAAUGCGGGCAAGGGGAGGAAGCUGUGAAGCUCUUCUGUGAAAUGCUGGAUAAGGAGCUGAGGCCUGAUCGGUUUGUGUGUAGCAGCCUUCUCAAUGCUUGUACAAAUUUAUCAGCGUAUGAACAAGGGAAACAAAUUCAUGUUCAUGUCUUGAAGUCGGGGUUCGAGUUGGAUGUGUUUGCUGGAAAUGCACUCGUUAACAUGUAUGCCAAGUGUGGAAGCAUAGAGGAUGCGGGCCGUGCCUUUUCCGAGAUACCGGAGAGGGGGAUCGUCUCGUGGUCCACAAUGAUCGGUGGGCUUGCUCAGCAUGGGCAUGGAAAGGAGGCUCUUGAUUUGUUUGAUCAGAUGCUUAGAGAAGGUGUGAUUCCGAAUCAUAUCACUUUAGUCAGCGUUCUUUGUGCGUGUAACCAUGCAGGUCUGGUGACAGAGGCCAAACAGUAUUUUGAAUCGAUGGAAGAGCGAUUUGGGAUUGAACCAAUGGAAGAGCAUUACGCAUGCAUGAUCGAUCUUCUUGGACGUGCGGGGAGACUGAAUGAGGCGGUGGAGCUCAUCAACAAGUUGCCAUUUGAUGCAAAUGCUUCAGUAUGGGGCGCACUUCUUGGAGCUUCCAGAAACCACAAGAAUUUUGAAUUAGGCAGACGUGCAGCUGAGAUGCUUUUCAUGCUCGAACCAGAGAAGUCAGGAACCCAUGUGCUUCUUGCAAACACGUAUGCUUCAGCGGGAAUGUGGGAAAAUGUUGCUGAAGUUAGAAGACUGAUGAAGGACAGCAAGGUGAAGAAAGAGCCUGGGAUGAGUUGGAUUGAGGUGAAAGACAAAGUCCAUACCUUUAUUGUAGGGGAUAGAAACCAUUCAAGGACUGAAGAGAUCUAUGCAAAGCUUGAUGAACUGAGUGAUCUAAUGAGUAAAGCCGGAUAUGUACCCAUGGUGGAGAUUGAUCUUCAUGAUGUGGACCAGAGUGAGAAGGAGGUGCUUCUUUACCACCAUAGCGAGAAGCUCGCCAUAGCUUUUGGGCUGAUCAGUACUCCGCCGGGGGCUCCUAUUAGGGUCAAGAAAAACCUUCGAGUAUGCAGGGAUUGCCACACUGCAUUCAAGUUCAUAUGCAAAAUUGUUUCAAGGGAGAUUAUUGUUAGAGAUAUCAAUCGGUUCCAUCAUUUCAGAGAUGGGUCUUGCUCCUGUGGGGACUAUUGGUGAUAUUUAUGGCAGUUUUGGGUCCUUUAAAGCUUAUUAUCUUUCUUAAUCAGCUUUGAAAUUCAUUAGUCCUAUCGUUUCAAGACACCUGGGAUCUGCAUGUCCGAUUAAGUAGAGCUGUAUCCUAUGUAUCCCUGAACUCUUUAACAGCUAGAUUUCAAAAAUAGAAACCUGAUUUAUCUUCUGUAGCAUUGGAGGGAAUCUGCAAGUGGUGUCCAUGGCUAGCUCGAUUUUAUGGUGCUUCAUGAGACUGCAGUGGCAGAGUUGUCUGCUGUUCUUCAUACCAAAAGUAGAAGAUAUAUCCACAUAUCACAUUCUUUUGUAAUAAUGAUCUAUCGCUACUGCAAUUUUCUCCACAUACAACAAUUCAAAGGUUCUUGUUCUUCUUUUCCUA
Magnolia sinica is the source of this 3243-nucleotide messenger RNA. Its product is annotated as pentatricopeptide repeat-containing protein At5g04780, mitochondrial-like. Bases 57 to 2852 code for a protein of 931 amino acids. Gene Ontology annotation, biological process: RNA modification. NCBI's taxonomy places the organism in Eukaryota, Viridiplantae, Streptophyta, Magnoliopsida, Magnoliales, Magnoliaceae. The record is from RefSeq and is a predicted model, not a curated record. Gene Ontology annotation, molecular function: zinc ion binding; RNA binding; protein binding. The transcript has a single exon.